AUGAAUUCUUCUCUAAAACUUGGAAGUGGUUCUACUUCUACCAGACAGAAUUAUGCAGGAAAACAUCCCUAUUUACAUAAUCACAUGCCUACCCAAGGUCCUGGGGGUGGUCUGCUUUCACAAAACCAGAGAACAGCAAUUCCUCAAGUAUCUUGGGUUAGUAGUUGUCAAGGUGUAACAGAUCUCCCAUUCCCAAAAAGGCUGGGAGUUGAGUUUAAUGGGAGAGAUAGCCCUCAAUCUGCUGAGAGACAAAUAAGCUUGCAGACAACUAGUGCAGGUCAAAGUCAAACACGUCAGUAUCCAGAUAAUGUUGUUCGACCUUCUAUUGCACCUGUGAGUUAUCCGAUGAAUCCUCAAGGUCCCUGUUUCAGUCAUGGCCAAUCUCAAAUGGUUCAGCUUCCUAACAAUCCUAGAGGACAAGCUCCUACAACUUCUAUUGAUGGUCUCUCUAAUAAUUCUGAGUAUUAUGCGAGACCAUAUCACAAGAGAAGUGCAGUGGCCCCACCUUCAGGCGCCCAUUGGGUUCAACGCCAGAAGAUGUCACAUCUAACAACUACUCAUCAUUCAAUGCCAAUCCGAUUCCCCACAAAACCAGCUGCUUCUGUAACAGCCAAUCUUGCUCAUCCUUCCAUACCAAUCUACCAAUCACAAUCACAGACUCAACAACGUGUUCGUGCUCUUAUGAAUCCAUCUAUACCUUACACAUCAAAUUUUAGACCUCGUGUUCCUGUGACAGCUGCUCCUAGUCCUACAGUCUCUCAUAUUACAUGGAAAGAUCCUGAGACAAGUCCUCUUGAAUUGACAAAAUAUAUAAAUGCGUGCUAUAUCCGUGAUGAAGGCACAAAAUGGUCAUUUCCUGUUCAAAUUGAGAAGGAAGACACCAUAUUUCUUGUUUUGAAGGAGGAAGAUGGCACUUCGGAAAUUUGA
Lactuca saligna is the source of this 927-nucleotide messenger RNA. NCBI's taxonomy places the organism in Eukaryota, Viridiplantae, Streptophyta, Magnoliopsida, Asterales, Asteraceae. The record is from the annotation of a GenBank genome assembly.